Danio rerio (zebrafish) is the source of this 4553-nucleotide messenger RNA. The record is from RefSeq and is a predicted model, not a curated record. NCBI's taxonomy places the organism in Eukaryota, Metazoa, Chordata, Actinopteri, Cypriniformes, Danionidae.
GAUCCUCACACAGCCUGAUGGGCCCCAGCCCGGGACCGGCUCCCGCUCCGGGACACUCCUUCCCCCAGCAGACCCCCGUGGCAUACAGCCAGGAGAGCCUGCACCCCAUGCACAAGCCGGUGGAGGAGGUGCUCUCUGAGGACGCUCACUUCAGCCAAAUGAAGGUGGUGCCCAUGAGGGGGAUGACCCGUCCUGGGAGCCCAAUGGACCAGCACUCACAAGGGUACCCGUCUCCACUUGGUGCAUCUGAGCAUGUGUCCAGCCCUGUGUCCACCAGCGGGCCUCCUUCAGGUCCACUUCUGUCCACCUCCGGCUCCAGCUCUGCAUCUCUGGAAGGUUCAGAUGGGCAGGCGCUGCCACUGACCCGCCCGGGGGCCCAAACUGUGGCUCCUGGCUCUGGCAGUGGCCCCCCAGGCUCCUCCAACACACCCACACCCUUCAACCAGAGCCAGCUGCACCAGCUGCGUGCCCAGAUCAUGGCCUACAAAAUGCUGGCACGUGGGCAACCGCUGCCGGACCACCUGCAGAUGGCAGUGCAGGGCAAGAGACCCAUGCCAGGGAUGCCACAGGGGCCGUCACUGCCCACACUGCCCCCUGCUGGAGGAGGAGGAGGAGCCGGCUUCAGCAGAGCACAUGGAAUGGUGGGACCCAACAUGCCUCCGCCGGGGCCGUCUGGAGUCCAGGCUGGUGUUCAGGGCCAGAACCUCAACGGACCUCCCAAACCCUGGCCUGAAGGUCCUCUGGUGAACGCAGCAACCCCGUCCAAUGCCCCUCAGAAGCUGAUGCCGCCACAGCCCACUGGACGCCCCUCACCUGCACCACCUGCUGUGCCACCCGCUGCCUCACCCGUCAUGCCACCGCAAACUCAAUCUCCAGGAAACCUCGCCCACCCGUCCCAGCCCACCACCAUGGUGCCGCUGCAUCAAAAGCAGAACCGCCUCACACCGGUGCAAAAGCCCUGCGGUCUGGAUCCAGUGGAGAUCCUGCAGGAGAGGGAGUACAGGCUCGAGGCUCGAAUCGCGCACCGGAUUCAGGAGCUGGAGAACCUGCCCGGGUCUCUGGCUGGAGAUCUGCGCACCAAAGCCACCAUAGAACUCAAAGCCCUUCGGCUGCUCAACUUCCAGAGACAGCUGCGGCAGGAGGUGGUGGUCUGCAUGCGGAGGGACACAGCUCUGGAGACGUCUCUGGACGCUAAAGCCUACAAGCGCAGCAAGCGUCAGUCGCUGAGAGAGGCCAGAAUCACAGAGAAGCUGGAGAAGCAGCAGAAGAUCGAGCAGGAGCGCAAACGCAGGCAGAAGCACCAGGAGUAUCUCAACAGCAUCCUGCAGCACGCCAAAGACUUCAAGGAGUACCACCGCUCCAUCACGGCCAAGAUGCAGAAGCUGACCAAAGCGGUGGCCACGUACCACGCUAACACUGAGCGCGAGCAGAAGAAGGAGAACGAGCGCAUCGAGAAGGAGCGCAUGCGGCGCCUGAUGGCUGAGGAUGAGGAGGGUUACAGAAAGCUAAUCGACCAGAAGAAGGACAAGCGUCUGGCGUAUCUGCUGCAGCAGACAGAUGAGUAUGUGGCCAACCUGACGGAGCUGGUGCGCGCUCAUAAAGCUGUUCAGGCCCUGAAAGAGAAGAAGAAGAAAAAGAAGAAGAAGAAGCUGGAGAAUGCUGAGGGGCAGACCGGAGCUCUGGGGCCAGAUGGAGAGCCCCUGGAUGAGACGAGUCAGAUGAGUGAUCUUCCAGUGAAGGUGAUUCAUGUGGACAGUGGGAAGAUUCUGACAGGUGUGGAUGCUCCUAAAGCUGGACAGCUGGACACCUGGCUGGAGAUGAACCCUGGGUAUGAGGUCGCUCCGCGGUCUGACAGUGAGGACUCCGGGUCAGAGGAGGAGGAGGAAGAGGAAGAGGAACCUCCUCCACUGCUUCCAACUCAGACACCUGCAGAAGAGAAGAAGAAGAUCCCUGACCCGGACAGUGAGGACGUGUCAGAGGUGGACGCGCGGCACAUCAUUGAGCAUGCUAAGCAGGAUGUGGAUGAUGAAUACGGCAGCGCUGUGAUCAUGCGUGGUUUACAGUCGUAUUACGCUGUAGCUCACGCCGUCACUGAGCGCGUGGACAAACAGUCGUCACUGCUGAUCAACGGCCAACUCAAGCAGUACCAGAUCAAGGGUUUGGAGUGGCUGGUGUCUCUGUAUAAUAAUAACCUGAACGGGAUCCUGGCAGACGAGAUGGGCUUGGGCAAAACCAUCCAGACCAUCGCCCUGAUCACGUACCUGAUGGAGUACAAGCGUCUGAACGGGCCGUACCUCAUCAUCGUGCCGCUCUCAACUCUGUCCAACUGGGUCUAUGAGUUUGACAAAUGGGCUCCGUCUGUGGUGAAGGUCUCCUAUAAGGGGUCUCCGGCCGCCAGAAGAGCCUUCGUCCCUCAGCUGCGCAGCGGCAAGUUCAACGUUCUGCUGACCACCUAUGAGUACAUCAUCAAAGACAAGCAGAUCCUGGCCAAGAUCCGCUGGAAGUACAUGAUAGUGGAUGAAGGGCACCGCAUGAAGAACCACCACUGCAAGCUGACGCAGGUGUUGAACACACACUACCUGGCCCCGCGGCGGGUGCUGCUGACCGGGACGCCGCUGCAGAACAAGCUGCCCGAGCUCUGGGCGCUGCUCAACUUCCUGCUGCCCACCAUCUUCAAGAGCUGCAGCACCUUCGAGCAGUGGUUCAACGCCCCCUUCGCCAUGACCGGCGAGAAGGUGGACCUGAAUGAAGAGGAGACCAUCCUGAUCAUCCGGCGUCUGCAUAAAGUUCUCCGCCCCUUCCUGUUACGCAGACUCAAGAAGGAAGUGGAGGCGCAACUGCCGGAGAAGGUGGAGUAUGUCAUCAAGUGUGAUAUGUCGGCUCUUCAGAGGGUUCUGUACCGACACAUGCAGGCCAAAGGGGUUCUGCUGACCGACGGCUCCGAGAAGGAUAAGAAAGGUAAAGGCGGCACUAAGACUCUAAUGAACACUAUAAUGCAGCUGAGGAAGAUCUGUAAUCACCCCUACAUGUUCCAGCAGAUUGAGACAUUCUCAGAGCAUCUGGGCUUCUCCGGCGGAAUCGUUCAAGGGCUGGAUUUAUACCGAGCCUCGGGGAAGUUCGAGGUGCUGGACCGCAUUCUGCCAAAACUACGAGCCACAAACCACAAAGUGCUGCUCUUCUGCCAGAUGACGUCUCUGAUGACCAUCAUGGAGGAUUACUUCGCCUACCGCAACUUUAAGUAUCUGCGUCUGGACGGCACCACGAAGGCUGAGGACCGGGGGAUGCUGCUGAAGACCUUCAAUGAUCCGGCCUCUCAGUACUUCAUCUUCCUGCUGAGCACCAGAGCGGGCGGCCUGGGCCUGAACCUGCAGAGCGCCGACACGGUCAUCAUCUUCGACAGCGACUGGAACCCUCACCAGGACCUCCAGGCGCAGGACCGAGCACACCGCAUCGGGCAGCUGAAUGAGGUGCGGGUUCUGCGUCUCUGCACCGUCAACAGUGUGGAGGAAAAGAUUCUGGCGGCCGCAAAAUACAAGCUGAACGUGGACCAGAAGGUGAUCCAGGCCGGGAUGUUCGACCAGAAGUCGUCGAGUCAUGAGCGGCGAGCGUUUCUGCAGGCAAUCCUGGAGCACGAGGAGCAAGACGAGGAGGAGGACGAGGUGCCGGAUGAUGAGACGGUUAAUCAGAUGAUCGCCAGGAGUGAAGACGAGUUCGACCAGUUCAUGCGGAUGGAUCUGGACCGCCGGCGUGAGGAGGCGCGGAACCCGAAGCGUAAGCCGCGGCUGAUGGAGGAGGACGAGCUGCCCACCUGGAUCAUGAAGGAUGACGCAGAGGUGGAGCGACUCACCUGUGAGGAGGAGGAGGAGAAGAUGUUCGGCCGCGGCUCCCGCCAGAGGAAGGAGGUGGACUACAGCGACUCACUGACCGAGAAACAGUGGCUGAAGGCUAUAGAGGACGGUACGCUGGAGGAGAUAGAGGAGGAAGUGCGGCACAGGAAGUCAGCUCGUAAGCGUCGGCGGGAUCGUGAUCGAGAUCCAGACUCGGUCCCAUCCACAUCUGCACGCGCCGGCGGCCGAGAGCGAGACGACGACAGCAAACGGCAGAAGAAGCGCGGUCGACCACCGACGGAGAAACUCUCGCCAAACCCGCCGGCGCUCACCAAGAAGAUGAAGAAGAUCGUGGAUGCAGUCAUCAAAUACAAGGAGAAUAACGGCCGUCAGCUGAGCGAGGUCUUCAUCCAGCUGCCGUCCCGGAAGGAGCUUCCUGAAUAUUAUGAGCUGAUCCGCAAACCUGUGGACUUCAGGAAGAUCAAGGAGCGGAUUCGCAGCCAUCGCUACCGCAGCCUCAAUGACCUGGAGAGAGACGUGAUGCUGCUGUGCCAGAACGCACAAACCUUCAACCUGGAGGGCUCACUGAUCUAUGAGGACUCUAUCGUUCUGCAGUCGGUUUUCACCAGCCUGCGUCAGAAGAUCGAGAGAGAAGAAGAGAGCGAUGGAGAGGAGAGUGAGGAAGACGAGGAGGACGAAGGCUCUGAUUCAGAGAGUCAGUCUAAC